AUGUCUCUGUUUUUCAGCCGAAUCUCUGCACGGAGGAACAAUGCUCGUUUCUUCUCAUCCUUGCCUCAGUCCCCGUGUUUGCUUCUUGGAAGCAAGACCUUGCGAGAGUUUCCCGAGGGAAAAAUCGUGAAUCAGUUGUUCUUCAACCCGGCAAAGGAAGAGACAGUGUGUAGCAGGGAGAAGAAGGUUCCCAAGGAGCUCGAUGGGCAAAUUUUUGUGGGAGCAUCGCAAGGUUGGGUCGCUUCUGUCAACAACAAAGACCUUACCGUACAUCUCACGGAUCUGCACAAGCCGUGGGUCUCAUCUCCAAGACUCGUAUCAUUGCCUUCCCUCGAGUUUAAACCCUCGACCUAUGCCACGGAAAUGUCUCUCUCUACUUGUGAUCCUGUCCAAGAUCAAGACUUUACUGUGGCUGCAAAGUUCAAUGAGUCUCGGCUAAGUAUUUGA
Molecule: messenger RNA, 447 nt
Organism: Arabis nemorensis
Lineage: Eukaryota; Viridiplantae; Streptophyta; Magnoliopsida; Brassicales; Brassicaceae
Source: the annotation of a GenBank genome assembly